Phanerochaete carnosa HHB-10118-sp is the source of this 2763-nucleotide messenger RNA. RefSeq lists its product as uncharacterized. Gene Ontology annotation, molecular function: zinc ion binding; RNA polymerase II transcription regulatory region sequence-specific DNA binding; DNA-binding transcription factor activity, RNA polymerase II-specific. The transcript has 13 exons. Gene Ontology annotation, biological process: cellular response to starvation; regulation of DNA-templated transcription. NCBI's taxonomy places the organism in Eukaryota, Fungi, Basidiomycota, Agaricomycetes, Polyporales, Phanerochaetaceae. Gene Ontology annotation, cellular component: nucleus. The coding region runs from base 29 to 1696 and encodes 555 amino acids. The record is from RefSeq and is a predicted model, not a curated record.
GUUCGCUACAUGCUUUUACGCCGCCAUCAUGCUCUCCGCUCAAGUUCAUGACAGCAGCUCCCUGGGCCUCUCGAUGCUCACCCACGUCGCCGGCAGCCAAGUCUUCUCAGGAGAACCCUCGUCGCUCACCGCCAGUCCCAUCUCUCUCGAGCAGAAGAAAAAGCCUGCGUACAAGCGCAAGCGCAGUACCGAUGCACCAAGCGACACGGAAUCCUCGUCUUCACAUCCACCCACCCGAACACGCGAUGGGCCAAAGAAAAAGAAGGCAAACCGCGCCUGCUUCCACUGUCAGAAAGCACACCUGACAUGUGAUGACUCACGACCAUGCCAGCGCUGCAUCAAGCGCGGGAUAGCAGAUAACUGCACGGAGGGUCAUCGAAAGAAAGCCAAGUAUUUGUUGGACGAGGAGGAACUUGAGGCCCUGAAGCGGCAGAAGUCUGGGGACGGGUCCACCAACACCGCAGAAGCGCCCAACGAGCAACCCGCUGCCACCUCGACAGAGACCGGAGCAUUCGCUCAAUCAGAACCAAUGUUCUCUAACUACGAGACAGCAGCUCCAGCAUUCGCUUUCCCGCCCUCAGACGCCGCCAACUUGGAAUACUCGAUCUUAUCGUCGAUUCUCGGCAAUUCCCCAGAAUCAGGCAAUUCUGCCGGUAGUCCAGUGGCGGCACAGCAGCAGAUUGGCCAAGUUUCGACAUCAUACGUGGCGCAACCAUCGUCCGCGAAUAUGGGCAGUGGCUCUUGGCCGGCGGCCCCCAACAGCUACAGCGAACAACAGCCCGCUGCCAGCGCGGCAGCGGCGGCGCCUAACGGCUACGUCGCGCCGCAAUAUCAACUUCCAGCGCCCGCGAACGGCACUACACCUGUUCAGGGGCAGGAACUCCAGUAUCCGGAAUACACCACCAACCAGGGUCGACAGUCGCAGCCAGCGUCAUUAGGCAGCUAUACAGGUCAGGCGGCGCAGGUUUCAGUCAACCAGGUGGCCCCUUCGGCGGUCCAGCUGGCGCAGCGGCAGCCUGCAGUAACUCCUACACGCUCUAGCUCCACCACUCUCAUUGACCGAUCAGUGUCUGCGGGGACUGCGUCGUGGGCAGGGCCGACGCCGUCGGACGUCGGCCACCACGACGUGGUCAGCGUGUACAAGUCAGUUACAGAUCCGUACGACUACACCGAGGGCUAUCACUUCUUGAUGAAACACCUCCCGACUCGUAGUUUUGAGAAGAACGACAUCCUCCGGGUCGUCAGGGCCCUCGCCAUCUUCCGGCCGUCGCUCAUUGCACUUCAGAUGCCAAUGACAGAAGAGGACGAGAUUUUCAUCGAGAAGUGCUUCCAGCGAUCGUUGGUCGAACUCGACAAGCUCGUGUCCUUCAGCGGGACGCCCACAUUGGCGUGGCGCCGUACAGGCGAAAUUUGCCUCGUUGGUCCAGAGUUCUGCAUGCUCACUGGCUGGGAGAAGGAAGAGCUGAUUGGUCGGAAAAAAUACGUAUACGAGCUGUUCGAGAACCAGUCAGUCGUGGAGUAUUGGGAAAACUUCGCCAAUCACGCGUUCGAGAACACGACGCAGUCGGUGUACUCUCACUGCAUCCUUCUCAAGCCGUCAGGUGCCCCAGUGCCGUGCACGUUCUGCUUCUCAAUACGCAGGGACAUCAUGGACCUCCCUAGUUUAGUGAUUGGGCAAUGGCUACCCUUGCUAUGACCACACUACAUAGGAGUUCCGGCCUAACAUUGUUUCGAGACGUCGGGCCGUCCUAUAUAAUCCUCGUCAUGAUCCAUCACGCGCUACCACACUACGUGCCGUCCAACCUGGCCACAUCCUCGAGCACCGCAUUUCCAGCAUCUUUGUCGUCUCUCGUUUUGCAUCUGCAUUGCCUACCCUUUAUCAUACGCUUUCAAUCCUCUUAUCAUAUGCUGCUUUGCAUCUUACACCGUGCUUUGGCAUUUUUGUGUCGGACAUUCCCUCCCAUCCUACAUGCAUCUCCAGCUUAAAAAUCUGAAAAUCCUACAAGGUGGCGUUCUCCCCGACGUCCGGUUACGCUUGGUUACGAUUGUACGCUCACCUGAAGAUUCUCCUCCUGUGCAUUGUACAUUUCCACGACUAUAUUUAAAUACCAGAAGUGAAUAGAUAAACAGUACCACAAGGCCCAGCCAGUGAGAGUAGAAGCAGACGUGCGUUCAAGUCAAGUAGAGGUAUUAGUGAGCUCGCCUAUAUCGCCAGCCUCGCAGCCCCAAUCCUUCCCUAUGAGCACCCUAGACUGGAGGCUCACACGCUGUCCUGGACCUGCGCGUAUUCGCUCUCGAUGCCCGGUUCCAUGAGCGAGGCGUGCCCGACGAUGAGGAUACCCGACGCGCCGACUAUCCAGAAGAUGGUCGAGAGCGGGGACGCGAACCAGAGGAGGGGGACGCCAAUCACAAAGAGUCCAAUGUACAGCGACUUUUGCGUCACGACGUGGUCGCCGACCUGCAUCGGCUCGGGCGCAAAUUUGUUGAUGGCGGCGAAGCCUCCAACGAGGAAAAGCAUCGCCAAGACCAGCUGGAUGUUCGUGAGGAGUGCGUAGACCGCAAGGGCGGCCACUAUCAGGCCGUAAUUUCCAGAGAAGUAUCGUGUGUUAUAUGAGAUACGCGAGGUCGCCUGGUUCAUGUCCGCCGGCCGCGAGAUCCGGUGGUGGUCGAAGAACUCUGAAGGCGUGCGCAGCGCACUGAGGCGGGUCUCCCUGAAGGACUUGAGGGUAUCCGAGAUACGCAUGAGAGCUUCCAUGGCAGCGG